Cicer arietinum (chickpea) is the source of this 1415-nucleotide messenger RNA. RefSeq lists its product as uncharacterized. The record is from RefSeq and is a predicted model, not a curated record. Lineage: Eukaryota; Viridiplantae; Streptophyta; Magnoliopsida; Fabales; Fabaceae.
ACGUAAUGUUUAACACACACGUUGUUGGCUGCUCUUUCCAUCUUCCUUGAUACACUCAACCUCGUAUACUUAUACUAUAAAUAACACACAACCAACUCAAUUUUCAUAACAUAAAAACAAAACUUAAAAACGAAACACACGAAAAUGGAAAAACAACUACACGAAGAAAGUGCAAUGGACUCGUUCGUGUGUCCAAGUUUCAGCACUUAUUCUACUAAUAACGUAAACGACAUUGCGGAUCAAGUCACACAAGAAAACGACACCUCACACUCUCAAAACGACACCAACCAAAACGACAACGACGAUUUCGAAUUCGUCGCGUUUCGUAAGUCUUCAGAUGAAAUUUUCUUCGAUAGUAACCGCUACAUCUCCGCGACUCACGACGGUUUCCCGAUCUUCAACAGAGAUAUCAGUGGAAGAUGGAAUUCCGAUGCGGCGGAGAUUCGAAUUUCGUUUGAGAAAUUGUUAAUCGGCGACGAGAAGAAGAGUGGCGAAUCUCGCGAUUCGCAAUCGUCGUCUUCGUCGGAAGUCGGUGGCGAUCUGCUUGCGGUUUCGCCGGAUAUGUAUUGCUUGUGGACACCGAAAUCACCGGCAGUUUCGCCGAUGACUUCACCGAUGGCUUCUCCGUCGAAAUGCAACAAGAGUAAUUCGACUGGUUCAUCUUCGAAUUCGUCUUCUUCGAAGAGAUGGAAGUUUCUGAGUUUACUCCGACGAAGUAAAAGUGACGGAAAAGAAUCGUUGAUUAUGUUGAAUUCAUCAUUAGGGUUUAAGAAGGGAGAAAAAGAGAAGAAUUCGAAGGAACAUUCCGACAAGAGCAAAAUUCCUAAUGUUGCCGGAAAACAGAUUCCGGUGACGGUUAAGAAAGUUCCGGCGCCGUUACCGGCAAUUGAAGCGUAUUAUGGAAGAAAGAAAGAGACGAGGAGAAAAUCGUAUUUACCGUAUAAACAAGAGUUAGUUGGUUUUGGCGUUGAUUUCAAUGCUUUUGGAAGAAGUUUUGCUUUUCACUCUUGACUAAUUUUUAUUUAUUUUUACUUCAAAUUUUAACUAUAUUUACAUUAGGACUAUACGUUAAUUUUAUAAGGUAUUGUUAUAGAUUCAGUUUUGGAGUAGAGAAAUAUUUAAAAAUGAGAGUGAAAUUUUGGUAGUUUUUUUGUUUUCGUGUUUGAUGUUAAAUAUUAUAAUGUCUUUUAACUUUUGAAUCAUCAUCCAUGAAAAAAAUGUGUGAAAAAAUAGUACAUGGAUUAUGAUGAACAUGAUUUGACACAAAUGGUAUAUACUCAAUUAUUUAGUUGGGAUUAAUUUGGUCCUAACUAGAGUGUAUACAAAAUUCUAUAUACUAGCAAGUGUUGGUAUGUAUGAAUUUCAAUUAGGAUGAAUUUUGUCUUGGUUAUAAAAAAUAGAUUAGGAUGUACUUA